UUCAUCUGCAGAUGCUUCGUCCAUCUAUAUAUGCACGGUCCGUUCGUCCGCCUCGUGCUGAGAACGGAUCGACUUGUGCUUUGAACUUUGUCUAUGAGCACGGGUUCCAGUUGCAUACUUGCAUCCCGUCGAUUCAAAGUCUCUCCGCACGUCGUACGUGCUAGCUAGCCAGAUCCGUCGCAUGCGAGAAGCGGCGGCGGCAUUUGCAGCCCCGUGCGUGGUGUGAGAUGGCGGCGGGAGGCUGGCCCGCGGAGGAUGACGACGACGGAGGGGCCGAGGCUUCGGCGGCGGCGAGCGCGGUGCUGUCCGGGGAGUACCAGGCGCUGGAGACGUCCACGAUGGUGUCGGCGCUGGCCCACGUCGUCUCGGGCGGCGGCGAGUACCCGUGGGCCGGGCGGGGGGAUCCGGCAAUGGCCGGCGGCGGGCAUGCGCAUGCGCAGGGAAGCUACUCGGCUGGCCCACCGGCACCGGUGUUCGCGGCAGGUGUCCUCAUCGACCGUCCACGCACAGGAGAAGAGAAGAGCCACGACGUGCAGGGAGAGGCGGCCAUGGACGAGCACUCGCCGACGGCCGCCGCCGAGGCGGGAGGCGGCGGGCGGCGGUACCGUGGCGUGCGGCAGCGGCCGUGGGGCAAGUGGGCGGCGGAGAUCCGCGACCCGCACAAGGCGGCCCGCGUCUGGCUCGGCACGUUCGAGACCGCCGAGGCCGCGGCGCGCGCCUACGACGAGGCCGCGCUCCGCUUCCGGGGCAGCCGCGCCAAGCUCAACUUCCCCGAGGACGCGCGCCUGGCCACCCCGUCGACCGCCGUCGAAGCUGCCGCGAGCGCCGCUCCCGCGGCGGCGGCGGCCUCUCCGGCGAUGGCUUCGACGGCGGCGUACCCGGCCAGAGCGGUCGCGGAGUACCUGCAGAACCAGAUGAUGUUUCUGCAGGGAGGAGGCCAUGGCGGGUUUCCUCUGUACUAUGGCGACGGCGGGGCUUACGGUGCCAUGAGCAGUUCUUCGGGGUCAUACUCUUGUCCCGCCUCCUCUGUUACUGUGGCUUCGGUGCCGUCCUCUUCAACCUCUGCUCCGGGAUACGGCGAGGCGGCGCAGUGGACCUGGCCGGAGAGCGCGUGGAGCUAUCCGGCGACCACGGACUCUUGGUCUGGUUCAAGCUACUAUCCACCGCCACCUCGUCCUCCUCAAUAGGCCAUACUCCAUACCACUUGCAUGAUCCUUUUUUUUCGUCUAAAGAAAUAGUUGCUUUUCCUGGUGAAGAUGAUUUUGUUCAAGAUGCCUCCGUGCAAGAAUCCAGCCAAGGCUGCACGAUGACAUUUGUGUGUUUCCUCUUCGUUUGGUGGUGUUGAUCCUGUAUUAAUCAUGUGAUGAUGAUUUUUCAUGAAACUUAAUGGAAAGCACGUGAUAAAUAAUGUUAAAACUGUCGAUGAGGCAUGUUAUGACUAAAAAAGAGUCAUGUAAUCCAGUUAUCAGCC
Phragmites australis (common reed) is the source of this 1471-nucleotide messenger RNA. RefSeq names its product ethylene-responsive transcription factor ERF110-like. Gene Ontology annotation, molecular function: DNA-binding transcription factor activity; DNA binding. Lineage: Eukaryota; Viridiplantae; Streptophyta; Magnoliopsida; Poales; Poaceae. The coding region runs from base 228 to 1187 and encodes 319 amino acids. Gene Ontology annotation, biological process: ethylene-activated signaling pathway; regulation of DNA-templated transcription. The transcript is spliced from 2 exons. The record is from RefSeq and is a predicted model, not a curated record.